AUGGCUUGGGGUCUGAACACGUCGCCGACGGGAUCGUCACCAGCGCCCUCUACCGUUGCUCCUAUAUCAGCCACAUCACUUACCCCAUUUCCUAUUGCUGAAAUACUGGAAGAAUCCACCGAUUUUGCUGAUGCUGUCGACAUUUUCGAAGGCGUGACGACUGUGACAAACGUAGCGCUGGAAGGUGUGGCGCUUCUGCAGAUCAUUAAGCACUGCCAUGACAGCCACCCGGGUGGCGCGGCUGGAUCAUUAGUAGGAAUAGACACUGACCAGGUGCUAGAAGUAACCAAUAGCUUCCCGUCGCCACCCAUUAGCGAGCGUAAGAAGGGUUCAGAUGAGUACCAACUUAACAUGAUGAAAAGUUUGCGCGAGAUUGGCAUGGAUAAUAACAAGGUGGGAUGGUACCAGUCCGUCGCUAUGGGCACAUUUUGUACAGCCUCAUUCAUUGACCACCAGUUCCAAUACCAAAAAUCGUUAGGCCCAAACGCCGUCUGCAUCAUCUACGACUCAGCCGAGACAUCCAAGGGCUCGCUCAGUUUGCGUGCCGUCCGCCUUACAAAGACCUUUUAUGACACAUACAAGAGCGGUUCCUUCACAAAAGAGACCUUUUCGAAAAGUGACAUCCGCUCGGCCACCGUUGUUGAGGAGCUCCCGAUUGAAAUCCGAAAUUCGGACGUCAUCACGUGCUGGCUGCAGCAAGCAACGCAUGUUAGUGACAGUGCUGCGAUGAGCAAUUUUGAUAAAUUGGAUUUAGCUACAAAUGCUUACUUGGAAAGUAGCCUUAAAAACAUGUCGCUAUGGGCUGACGAGCUGGCGCAGGAGCACUACAAAUUUCAGGGUUAUGAACGGGCAUUAUCUAAGCAGCGGGUCGCCUAUCAGCAAUGGCAGAAUAGACAACGAGAGGAGAAUAAGGUUCGCCAUGAAAAUGGGGAAGAGCCUAUGUCCGAAGAAGACCAAAAUUUCCUCAAGUCAAUAAGCCAACCCUCGCGUCUUGAAUCCCUUCUCAUCACUAAGCAGAUGAACACUUACUGCGAGCACAUUAAUUUGUAUGCUGGAAAGUCGUUCCAAAAAUUAUUUUUGGCUGCAAAGAUACACCAAAAUGAGUAG
Plasmopara halstedii is the source of this 1107-nucleotide messenger RNA. Its product is annotated as eukaryotic translation initiation factor 3 subunit 3. Gene Ontology annotation, cellular component: cytosol; eukaryotic translation initiation factor 3 complex; eukaryotic 43S preinitiation complex. NCBI's taxonomy places the organism in Eukaryota, Oomycota, Peronosporomycetes, Peronosporales, Peronosporaceae. Gene Ontology annotation, molecular function: protein binding; translation initiation factor activity; metallopeptidase activity. Bases 1 to 1107 code for a protein of 368 amino acids. The transcript has a single exon. The record is from RefSeq and is a predicted model, not a curated record.